Messenger RNA from Raphanus sativus (radish), 1789 nucleotides. RefSeq names its product indoleacetaldoxime dehydratase. The transcript has 4 exons. The coding region runs from base 296 to 1789 and encodes 497 amino acids. The record is from RefSeq and is a predicted model, not a curated record. Lineage: Eukaryota; Viridiplantae; Streptophyta; Magnoliopsida; Brassicales; Brassicaceae. Gene Ontology annotation, molecular function: oxidoreductase activity, acting on paired donors, with incorporation or reduction of molecular oxygen; heme binding; monooxygenase activity.
AUUAUUACAAAAAGACAAGAUAUAGUAGCAAACUGACCACCGAUUUCACGUUGAGUCUAUGUUGAUAUAUGAUUCAAAAUUGGCUGUGAUUCUCUUUUAACUUUUUACGUCAAAAUAUUAUUGUCUCAACGUAAACGAACGUACAACCAAAUUAUAAUACUACAUUUUUAUAAGUAAGUUAAAAUGAUGACGAGAAACGACAAGUUCCUACAAGCCUAUAAAUUCUGAGGUGAAAAGGAGUUAACAUUCAUCAACUAAACAGUUAAAUUACGUGAGCAACCAAAAUCCGACAAAAAUGGAAAUGAUUUUGAUGAUUUGUUUGUGCUUGACUGCCCUCUCAACCUUUUUAUUUGUUAAACCAAUCCUUAAACGAACCGCCACUAAAGUGAACUUACCACCAUCUCCAUGGAGACUUCCCGUGAUAGGAAACCUCCAUCAGGUUGGCCUCCACCCUCACCGUUCCCUCAGGUCCCUCAGCUUCCGGUAUGGACCCCUCAUGCUCCUUCAUUUUGGCCGUGUCCGGGUACUUGUAGUCUCUUCUGGUGAAGUAGCUCACGGGGUUCUAAAAACACACGAUCUUAAGUUUGCCAACCGCCCAAGAUCAAAAGCCGUUCAGAGGAUUAUGAAUGGUGGGCGUGAUGUAGUGUUUGCUCCCUAUGGAGAGUACUGGAGACAGAUGAAGAGUGUCUGCAUUUUAAAUCUACUCACCAACAAAAUGGUUGGUUCCUUUGAGAAAGUAAGAGAAGAAGAGGUAAAUGCAAUGAUGGAGAAGCUGGUGAAAGCAAGUCGGUCUUCUUCAUCAGCAAAUCUGAGCGAACUCUUCAUUACUCUACCAAGUGAUGUUACAAGUAGAGUUGCCCUUGGAAGGAAACAUAGUGAGGACGAAACCGCUAGUGAUCUCAAGAAUCGAGUGAGGCAGAUCAUGGAGCUCUUAGGAGAGUUUCCGAUAGGGGAUUAUGUGCCAUCCUUGGCAUGGUUAGAUAGAAUCCGUGGCUUCAGUGAUAAAGUAGAGGAAGUGAGUUGCGGGUUUAGCGAUCUUAUGGACAAAGUUGUGCAAGAACAUCUAGAGGCGGGCAAAAAGAAAGUGGAUUUUGUAGAUAUAUUGUUAGCGAUCGAAGGAGAGAAGAGUAGUGGAUUCCAGGAUCAAAGAAACGACAUAAAAUUUAUGAUCCUGGAUAUGUUUAUAGGAGGAACGUCAACAACUUCUACUCUAUUAGAGUGGACCAUGACAGAACUUAUUAGGCAUCCCGAGUGUAUGAAGAUACUCCAAGACGAGAUUCGGUCAAGUUCUAUACCGAAUAAUUCAUACAUAAAAGAAGAACAAGUUGAGAAGAUGAAAUACUUAAAAGCCGUGAUUAAAGAGGUGCUCAGGUUGCAUCCUUCUCUUCCACUGAUACUUCCUAGAGUAUUGAGUGAAGAUGUCAAGUUACUGGGAUAUGACAUAGCCGCAGGGACAGAGGUGAUAAUUAAUGCUUGGGCAAUCCAAAGAGACACUGCGAUAUGGGGACUGGAAGCAGAAGAAUUUAAACCCGAGAGACACUUAGAUUCACCUAUUGAUUAUCGUGGAAAAUAUUUAAACUACAUUCCAUUCGGAUCAGGGAGAAGGAUUUGUCCCGGGAUAGGAUUCGCUUUGGGUUUGGCAGAAGUGGCAGUGGCCAAUCUUGUAGGCCGAUUUGACUGGAGGGUAGAGGUUCGACCAAAGGGAGAUCAAUCUGAUAUAGCUGAAGCCGUUGGUAUUGAUGUUUGCCGCAAGUUCCCUUUGAUUGCAUUUCCAUCUUCGGUGGUGUAA